Suillus bovinus is the source of this 289-nucleotide messenger RNA. RefSeq lists its product as uncharacterized. The annotation marks the transcript as partial. Lineage: Eukaryota; Fungi; Basidiomycota; Agaricomycetes; Boletales; Suillaceae. The record is from RefSeq and is a predicted model, not a curated record. The transcript has a single exon.
AAAAUAAACUUACAAUCCGUGGGAAUUCCAUUUAUGUACCCUGGCUGGCCAUCGUCAUUAUCCUAUCAUGAUCUCGCCAUCUAUUAUUAUCUAUUGCUUAUUUUUAUCUACUGUCUACGAUUUAUCUACUGUCUAUGUUAUUUACUAUCUACGAUUUACCAACUAUCUAUGUAUUUACUAUUAUCUAAUUAUCUUACUAAUACACUUGUUUAUUACUUGCACUUAGGUUGAUUCGAACUAGGGACUUAGACUAUAUACUCUAUAGUAACAUUAGAUAUGGUCCGUAAUC